UGACGUCAAAAUGGAAUGAGGGAGUGAAUGUUCCGGGUCAGAAACUGGACUAAGAGGAAAUAAACUCCGGGAUAAGAGAAAACACGAAAUAAACAAACGCAAACAGACAUGUAAACGCUAACGAGAUAAAGAGACUGGACAUUUCUUAACCAUCCAAUAAAGAUGUGGCAAGAAAUGUGAAAACAAGGAAAAGAAAAUUCCCAGGAUCAAAGCGCGACGUUUUUAUUCCAUGUUUCUGCUCGCGACACGUCUGCGUUUGAAAUUGAUAAAUUGUAUCCGGCGCUUCAGUUGUCGCCACAACCAGUUUCCCACGCGUGUUUGUUCUCGCUUGGAUUGCCGUGGUAACUUUUCCAGCAGCAGGGAUUUAACAUCGUCCCGUGAUGUUUCACUGUAUCCCCCUGUGGCGGUGCAACCGUCACGUUGAGUCGGUCGAUAAGCGGCACUGCUCACUGCUCUACGUACCGGAAGAGAUCUAUCGUUACAGAGCGAGUCUGGAGGAGCUGUUGCUGGACGCUAACCAACUCCGGGAUCUGCCCAAGCCAUUUUUCAAUUUGACGAAACUGCGAAAGCUCAGCCUGAGUGACAAUGAGAUCCAACGGCUGCCAGGGGACAUAGCUAACUUUAAUCAACUUGUAGAGUUGGACGUCUCUCGAAACGAUAUUAUUGAACUUCCUGAAAGCAUUUCAUAUUGUAAAACCCUCCAGGUAGCAGAUUUUAGUGGAAAUCCUUUGACAAGAUUGCCAGAAAGUUUUUCCGAAUUGAGGAAUUUAACAUACCUUUCCAUCAAUGACAUUUCUUUGCAAGCACUCCCAGACAACAUUGGAAACCUCUGUAACUUGAUAUCACUGGAACUCAGAGAGAAUGCGCUGACUUAUUUACCAGAGUCUCUGUCUCAACUUCAGAAACUUGAAGAACUUGAUGUAGGAAACAAUGAACUGUAUACUUUGCCCGAGACAAUCGGUUAUCUUGUCAGCCUAAAGGACCUCUGGCUGGAUGGGAACCAGCUGUCUGAAAUACCACCGGAACUAGGUAGCAUGAGAAGCCUUACAUGUCUGGAUGUAUCGGAGAACAAAUUGGAGCACCUUCCAGAUGAGAUGGGAAACCUCCUUGCCCUUUCUGACCUCCUGAUGUCCCAGAACCUCAUUGACAUGCUCCCAGAGAGCAUAGGAAAAUUAAGGCGGCUUUCGAUAUUGAAAGCAGAUCAAAAUCGCUUAGUCCAGCUGCCUGAGAGCAUAGGUGACUGUGAAAGCCUCACUGAACUGGUGCUUACUGAAAACCAGCUUGUGAACCUGCCAAGAAGUAUCGGAAAGCUAAAGAAACUGUCCAACUUCAACUGUGAUAGAAAUCGACUGACAUCUUUACCAAAAGAGAUUGGUGGCUGCUGCAGUCUGAAUGUUUUCUGUGUACGAGAGAACCGUCUAACACGCAUCCCUCCUGAGCUCUCGAAGGCCACAGAGCUGCACGUUCUUGAUGUUUCUGGAAACAGGCUCCUUUAUCUGCCACUGACCCUGACUGCUCUUCGUCUCAAAGCCCUUUGGCUAUCAGAGAAUCAGUCUCAACCUUUGCUCACCUUUCAAACAGAUGUGGACCCUGAGUCUGGUGAAAAGGUGCUCACCUGUGUACUGUUACCUCAGCAACCUUGUGAAUCUGAAAGCAAAGAUAACCUGGCUCGCUGUGGUGCCGUGGAGAGUCUGCUGGAGAGUGGUGUGUUGGAUGACACGUGGGAUGAGAAAGCUGCAAACAGAAUGAGCACCAUUCGAUUUGUUGAGGAUGAUGGUGAUGAUGAUGAAGAUGAUGAGAGAACACUGUUGCGGCGGGCAACACCGCACCCCGGUGAGCUAAAGAACAUGAAGAAGGUGGCCGAAACCAUUCGUAAGGAUAUGAUUGCUGCCAAAGGCCUGGAUUCCAACAAAAACGAGGUCAAUAAUGCUGUGGACCAUAUGACAACAUCUGUGUGACUGCUUUAACUCUGAGAUGUCUCUUACCCAAUGUCUUUCCCUGCAAUGCCCACGUACAGAGCCAUUUCUCACUGCCCCUGUUUCCUCCCAGGGCUUGACCAACUUUUUGCUUUCCUGGACCCACCAGAGCCCUUUGUCCGGCCCUGCCGCUCUUUAACCAUCUUGCCCUGUGUCAGGGACAAGACCCCAACCAGGUGCCUUCUUUUAUAAAGAUCUGCACAGCAAAAAUGUACAAUGGAAUAUGCACACAUUUCACAUCUCCAAUAAUUCAGUGCUUUCCAUUGGUUUUUAUUCUUUUACACACAGAGUAGGUAGUUGCACUACAAGUCUUAGACUCUUUAUAUAAUAAAUCGAUAUAUAUUUUGAUCUGUUUUUUAUUUUUUUAACACUGGGUCCAUCUCUUUUUUAAUUGGUGACGUAUGGAGCCCAGGCACUUUUGGGCCUACUGAUUUUAAAAAUUAUUGUAUAGUUGCUUGUGAAUAUUGAUACUUUUAUACUUACGGCAGCUCAGGUGGUGUAAAUUUUUAAGAAAAUGAUGUGUAGCCAGUUUCUUAAUCAAUGAACUUUUUUUAUUUCCAUCGCUAGUUAAACAGCAUUUGAACAAAGACUUCAAAUCUUAAUACUUGUCUAUAUAUAAGGGUGCAGCUUUGAUUUUAUCAUGAGGUCUUUCUUUUUAACCAUCCUAGUUGUCUUGCGUAUGAACAUGUUUUGUACUUAAAAUAAGGGCUAAUGUGGCUCGGGACCGUGACCUUAAACACUCCAGCAUUGUUAUGAAAUUGGGCUACGGCUAUCCAACAGACUUGCACUGUGCUUUAUAACUUUAUAACAACCGAGUUUUUUGAUCAUCCAGUUUUAGCUGCAGUUUUAAGUGUGCUUCCAGCUUUUUAAAAACUGCUACAACAAAAAUCUUUUCAUUUACAAUAACACAAGUUGUUAUUAUGAGCUAUUGCUUUGGUUUAGGUGAGCAGAUUUUCCUUCAGGUGCCACUGUUUUACAUGCAUUGCUUAGACUUUAUCAAAAGUGUUUUGAUGUUUUAUGGUACAAUGCAGAUAUCAUUUGCAAUUGUAUGUUCAUAUUUGUAUUCCAUGACAGACUUGUUUUUUGAUGUUGAAAUUUUUCAGUCUUUUCUUUGUUGUCAGACAUGAAGCUGCACAGAAAACAAUUUUAGGCAGGCGAUUUUUCUGGGCCAGUAAAUUUAUGAUUUUAACCACUGAAAGAAUAAAAUGACUUUAUGAAA
Paramisgurnus dabryanus is the source of this 3195-nucleotide messenger RNA. RefSeq names its product leucine rich repeat containing 1 (gene lrrc1). The record is from RefSeq and is a predicted model, not a curated record. Gene Ontology annotation, molecular function: protein kinase binding. Gene Ontology annotation, biological process: neurotransmitter receptor transport postsynaptic membrane to endosome; cell-cell adhesion; embryo development. Lineage: Eukaryota; Metazoa; Chordata; Actinopteri; Cypriniformes; Cobitidae. Gene Ontology annotation, cellular component: adherens junction; postsynaptic density; basolateral plasma membrane.